AUGAGGGAGGAAGAGGAAGAGGAAGAGGAAGAGGAAGAGGAAGAGGAAGAGGAAGAGGAAGAGGAAGAGGAAGAGGAAGAGGAAGAGGAAGAGGAAGAGGAAGAGGAAGAGGGGAGAUGGGUUUGGGUUUGGAUAGAGAAUGCGGAUGGGAAUAGGAAUAGAAAGAUGGAGAGUGGUUUGAUGGUGAUGGUGAUGGAGUUUGGAGUAUAG
Messenger RNA from Botrytis porri, 210 nucleotides. RefSeq lists its product as uncharacterized. Lineage: Eukaryota; Fungi; Ascomycota; Leotiomycetes; Helotiales; Sclerotiniaceae. The record is from RefSeq and is a predicted model, not a curated record. Bases 1 to 210 code for a protein of 69 amino acids. The transcript is spliced from 2 exons.